Styela clava is the source of this 1422-nucleotide messenger RNA. RefSeq names its product protein OSCP1-like. Gene Ontology annotation, biological process: transport. Gene Ontology annotation, cellular component: cytoplasm; plasma membrane. The record is from RefSeq and is a predicted model, not a curated record. Lineage: Eukaryota; Metazoa; Chordata; Ascidiacea; Stolidobranchia; Styelidae.
UCCAUCAGUUUUAUAACCAUUUGUUUGUAAAGUUUACCGUGCGCGCAUUGUCUGGGUGUUGGUGUCGUGUUUUUGGUUGACCAGACAGUUUUCUGAUUUGUUUUGGAUCAGACAAAAAUGUCGAACCAUGUUCUUCCGAUGCUGUAUUUUAAUCUUGGAGGUGAGAUGUUAUAUGUACUGGAUCAGCGUUUGAGGGCACAGAAAGUUGCUUUGCAAAGGGGUAACAAGGUCAUGGGCGAGAUUGUGGUAAACAUGUUCAGCAAAACUUUUAUGGAAGAUCUCUUCAAACCUCAAGCAAUUUACAGCAGGCGAGCCAUGAGAAGUUUAUUUGAAAAACUUGUGCAUUCUUCAAUAAUGCGUGUUGACGCUGACAGUAUGGAAAAGUUAUAUGAUCUCAUGGUGAUGACAUUUAAACAUCAAGUUAUUAAAUGUCCAAAUCCUCGAGAUUUGUUGCAAGUAACAUUAAAUCAUUUUGAUGAAAUUUUACAAUUCGUGUCAUCAAAUGCUGAAGCAAAAAAACUGGUUAUGGAAAGUUUUAAACAAUCUGUAAAACUAUAUGAUGAAAUGCCACUUGGAGAUUUAAUUUUUGUAAAGCAGUCUUUAUUAGGUUUCUUACACGAUUCAAAAAGUAAAGUUUCAAUAUUUGUUAAUAUGAAAGCUCAAAAUCGUGAUGGUACAUUUGUUGUGCCGAGGACGGGAAAUGUACCUGUCGGCACAGAUAUUCCAGGAGUUAUAUCGUUUUAUAAUAAUAAUGGCAUUGUGACAGAAAAAUUCACUGUAGGAUCGAAUUUCGGAAGCAGUAAAAUCAAAGACUCCUCAGUUGAAAUAGGAGGAUUGCGAAGUACCACACUUGGUAUGAAUUUGUAUGCACAUGACUACGGAAAUGAAUGCGCACUGGAAAGCGGUUCGCAAGAGUUAUCAUCGCAAAAUUUAGCCAAAGCUGAAGUCAAUUUGCUCAGUCACUUAAUUGGGGCAAAAAAAACAGAAGGUGAUUUUUUCAAGCUGGAUCUUUUCAACGCAGACAAUGUGGACGUUAGCAAGGUGUCUUCUUCUUCAGCUACCGUGUCGUCAAAUAGUAACACAAUUGAGAUAAAAGCUGAAAAAUCUGGCGAAAAUGAAUUAUCUAAAAUAAUGGAUGAUUUUAAAUCUAUCAGCACUAGCAAGAGUUCAGGUGAUGAUGAUCUGCUGUCGUUGAUGGACGAUUUGUAGCAAUGCUUAGGAAUUACGCUGAUUAGUUUUGUUAGAUAUCUGGUUUAUGCAAUUCCAGUAUGCACAAUAUUUGUUUCAUUUAAUGCUGUUUUUUGUAUUUCGGUAUUUUGAUCAUAGGUAGGCUAUUAUUAAAAAUCUUUUCAGUGAUUGUAUAUCUGUAUUGAAUGAGUAUAUUUAAUUACUAGAAUGAUCCAGACUACUUUGAUAUCAUUC